Molecule: messenger RNA, 885 nt
Organism: Strongylus vulgaris
Lineage: Eukaryota; Metazoa; Nematoda; Chromadorea; Rhabditida; Strongylidae
Source: the annotation of a GenBank genome assembly
UCGAUAUCAGACAUCGGUAAAUCGUUCUCACAUGGAAAGAACUUGGCUAAGCUAGACAAGGAGCAGCCACCAAUUGGUCCACAAUUGGAAUUGCCGAAGGUAGACUCUAUGCCUAGAGAUAUGAGCAAAGAUGGUUCGAAUGCGGAUAUUAGUAAGGGCAACACGCAUUUUAUGAAGAAACUACCACAUGGCGUUGAAGCUAGUAACGUAUUGAUUGGAGAAGUGGACUUCCUGCAGCGUCAUAUCUGCGCUUUUGUACGCCUCAAGGCGGCCAAUGUUCUCGGAGAUCUUACAGAGGUUCCCGUACCGACCAGGUUCAUCUUUCUGAUGCUUGGUCCCACAGGUCAUGGAGCGCAGUACAAGGAGAUUGGUCGAGCCAUCGCAACCCUGAUGGCUGACGAGAUUUUCCACGACGUUGCCUAUAAAGCACGCAACAAAGAAGAUUUGCUUGACGGCGUUGACGAGUUUUUGGAUCAGGUCACCGUCCUGCCUCCUGGCGAAUGGGAUCCCACAAUACGUAUUGAGCCACCUAAUCAGAUUCCUUCGCAGGAGAAAAGAAAACAGAUUGGACAAGAGUUUUUGCUUGAAAACGUUGAACUUUCAAAAGGCAAAAGUGUUGGCAAAGAUGAGUUGGAAGAAGAGGAAGCCGGCCAUGGUGCUGAUCCAGCUUUGAGGCGAACCGGGCGUUUGUGCGGUGGUUUGGUCCUUGAUAUCAAGCGGAAGGCACCUCAUUUUUUGAGCGACUUCACUGAUGCGUUCAACUUACAAUGCUUGGCCACUAUCUGCUUCAUGUAUUUUGCUCUUUUGGCUCCUAUUGUCACUUUCGGUGGACUUCUUGAAGAAGCAACGCAUCAACGAAUGGCCGCCAUGGAAAAUCUCUUUGGA